Molecule: messenger RNA, 3204 nt
Organism: Myxocyprinus asiaticus (Chinese sucker)
Lineage: Eukaryota; Metazoa; Chordata; Actinopteri; Cypriniformes; Catostomidae
Product: membrane-spanning 4-domains subfamily A member 4A-like
Exons: 6
Coding region: 1979-2506 (175 amino acids)
Cellular component (GO): membrane
Source: RefSeq, a predicted model, not a curated record
AAGAUGGAAAGGCAUCUUUACAUUCAACGUCAAUGUGUGUGAUCUAAUAGAGAAAAUAUACUCUUUAGCAGGAACAUACACUCUUUUAGCACUGUCGAAGUGCCCAGAGGCGAAAUCUGCACUCGUCGUGCAGAAGGAGAGAAAGCCGCUGGAAAUGCGCCGUAUAUCCAACAGCAUACACUUCUUAAGAGGUGAAUGGAACAGCAGUAGUAUUCAGCUCACUGAUAGUACAACCGCUCGGCUCCGAAGAAAAUAUCUGAAUGAUCCUGCAUUCCAGCUCCCUUUUAUACCCGUAUGUCCGGGGAGUGGCAUGCAAAUUCCACUCGGCAAUUCUCAUUGGCCUUUUCUCAAAGAUCUGAGGUGAUCGGGGCUCUCAAGAGUGACCCCUAGUGUCACUACAUUGACACAACGUUGAGUGAGUGACAGAAGAGGAACAUUGUUUUAAAAGUAUAGAUUUAGGAUUUGCAUGUUAACAUGAUGCUACAAUAUGUGAUGCAAUAGCCUACUAGCCUUGUCUGUUUAAAGUUAGGCUAUAUAUAAUAUUUCAACUUCAAUGUCAUGAUGACGUAAGGACGGUCGUAAACCCUGUAUAGUCCCACUAACUUUUGCACACUGCACAAUGAUACCAAGAAGGGAUGUGAUUUAACUUCCUUGUUAACAUGAAGCUGAUCAAGUAUUUUGCAGCAGAAGAACAUAAACGUGUCUCCGUCCUGUUGUCUACAUACGUGCAUACUGCAUAGUGUCCUACGAUGAAAAAAAAAUCCAGAUUUAAAAAAAAAAAUGUAACUGUUUAAAUAAAAGCUGAUUGUUACGUAUUUACAUGAAACCAGUGCAUGACUGCUUUGUGUACUGGUGCCAGCCACACACAGGAAUCCACCUAGAACAGUAGCUCACUACAAAAAUGACGAUUUUGACCACUUUACAGGUCAAAUAAUUAUUUGCUAGUUUUUCUUGGCUAGCUUUUAUGGAAUAAUUUAUGUAAGUUCUUUAAAAAAAUGUGAGCAAAAUGUUUUACCCUUUGAGCUCCCAAAAUUGGAACGGUGGUACAAAUGACUUCCAUUGUAAGUGCCUUACUCUAACGCUGAUCUGUUUAUUUUUUUUUUAAAGGAAAAACAUAAAUUAUUUUGGUAGUUAUCAACAUUAUGCAAUAAAUUAAGCUUAACUUGAUUGAACCUAGAACAUUUCUUUAAUACAUAGCUUUCCAAAUUAUGCUUUCCUUCUCAGAAUAUUAAUGCACUUAGUGUGAGUGUGUGUGUGUGUGUGUGUGUGUGUGUGUGUCUGUAUUGUGUGUGUGUGUACACAUGCAAUUGAUUGGAUCAUUGAUGAGAGUCUGCAGGUCUAUAAAGCUUAUUAAGAGGCCAGACUCACUGUCCUCAUUUAGACUGAUAUGUGCUGCAGGAAGAGAGAAGACUUAAUGGAUAAUAACCUUCUAAAUAAGGAAUAAACUACACAACAACAAAAAUUAUAAAUACAAACACCAAGUAAUUUUUUUCAGCUAUAUAUAUAUAUAUAUAUAUAUAUAUAUAUAUAUGUUCCAUGGUUAACUGUCAUUUACUCGAGUGUUCUGAAAUGAGUAGAUUCUUUUGUAUAUGUCUGAGCAAGGGCAAAAAUAGACUUCUGUUUUUUUCCACUGUGGUGAUAAGGGCGUGGCCGAGCGACCUCUGUUGAGAGCAAGGCAGAGAGAGUGAGUAGGGUAAGGAAUGACACCUAUGGGAAAUCAGCUCUAACAGCUGUUUUGUGUUUGCAGUGAGAACGGAGAGGGAUUUAAAGGACAAUCCAGACCGCCGGAGGAAAGAGAGAGAGCCGAGCCUGAACUUGUGUGAGUACGGUAAGGAUAGACACCUGUGGACAAUCACCUCUAACAGCUGUUUUGUGUUUGCAGUGAGAGCGGAGAGGUAUUUAAAGGGCAAUCCAGACUGCCGGAGGAGAGAGAGAGAGCCGAGCCUGAACUUGUGUGACUUCCAGAACUUUUUCUAGAAUGACCAGCAAGAUCAUAUCAACCGACAAUGCUACAGUUGUCAUCCAAAUAAAUCCACAGGUGGCACAAGACAGUGUUAUUUCUGAUGAUGGACAAGCUGAAAGAGUAUCACAUUGCAGUACUGUUCUUAAAGGAUUCCUCAAAGUACAACCAAAGUCAUUGGGGUACAUCAGUGCCGGCUCUUUGUCUGUUGCUGCAGCGAAGAAACUUAAUCCAUGUUUGGUGAAAGCAUCUCUUGGAAUGAAUGUGUUCAGUACCAUAACUGCAGGGGUAACCAUAAUUCUGACGUCCAUAGAAAUAGAAAUCAUGACCGAUCGAUAUUGCUUCUAUGGUAACAGAGACUCUGAACAGACCCUAUGUUCAAAUACAAAGAUUCAUGUUAGUGGGAUCAGUGGAAUAUUGCUGGUGUUCUCCAUUCUUCAGUUCAUCAUCUCCAUCUGCAUCUCAGCAUUUGCCUGCAAAGUCACCUGCAACAGAGACACUACAGUUGUCAAUGUUUUACUAAACCAGAGACCCGAUUCACAGUGAGGAGAUCUUACAGUCCAAAUGUUGCGAAGAAUUCAUUUCUUAUACUGUAGCUUGUGACAACCAAAGUUUUUUUUUUUUUUUCAAAGUCUUUCCUGUUGUUAGGGGCAUCUGAAUUUAUUUACAUUUUUAUGUUAUGAUUGUUGGUAAACUGAAAAAUUUCCAUGUGAGAUUUGUAAAUAUGGAGAAAAAGGAUAUGCUUCUAUCCAAUACUCUUUGUUCAAGCCCCAACUAUAUGUCGUUUAUUUUUAUUCUCAAAUGUCUGGUAGGGACCAAAGGUUGCAUUCUUUGACAAAGACUCUGAAUGAGCUGAGUAUAUCCUGAACAUGUAUGUUUAUUGUGUGUCUGUUAUCCAAAUGAGUCCACAGGUUCUUCAUUCUUAGAAUUAAUCCACAACACAAAAUAAAUUAAAAAUGGCUGAUGAAAGUGAUGUACUUUGGUUCUAAAAUAUUUUUUUAUUUUUUUUAUUUUUUUGCAGUGUACAUUGCAGAUGACUAACUUUGUCCAAAUACAUCAUUUUUAAACAGUGGCAAUGCUAUAUUAUUGCGUUCAAGUAAAAAUAUUUUUUUUAAGGUUAAUGAUGGACAAAAAAAUAAAAAAUACAAAUAAUAAAACAGAAGACAAUAUGUCUCUUAAUGUCUUAAUUAUUAAUGUCUUAUACUGUAUAUCCUGUCAGUGUGUACCAAUAAACUGAUGCUAUU